Messenger RNA from Apodemus sylvaticus (European woodmouse), 933 nucleotides. RefSeq names its product olfactory receptor 145-like. The record is from RefSeq and is a predicted model, not a curated record. Gene Ontology annotation, biological process: sensory perception of smell; G protein-coupled receptor signaling pathway. The transcript has a single exon. Gene Ontology annotation, cellular component: membrane. The coding region runs from base 1 to 933 and encodes 310 amino acids. Gene Ontology annotation, molecular function: olfactory receptor activity; G protein-coupled receptor activity; odorant binding. Lineage: Eukaryota; Metazoa; Chordata; Mammalia; Rodentia; Muridae.
AUGGGUUCUGAAAAUGGCUCUUCAGUGACUGAGUUCAUUCUGGUGGGAUUAACCAAGGAGCCUGAUCUCCAGUGCCCCCUCUUCAUCCUGUUUCUAGUGAUGUAUGUUCUCACUUUGUUGGGAAAUCUGAGUUUGAUGACUUUAAUUGUACUGAAUUCUCACCUUCAUACCCCAAUGUACUUUUUCCUCUUUAACUUGUCGUUUGUUGACCUCUGGUAUUCUUCUGUGUUCACACCAAAAAUGUUAAUGAUCUUUAUAUCAGAGAUGAACAUUAUUUCCUAUAGAGGAUGCAUGGCCCAGCUUUUCUUUUUCAGUUUUUUCUGCAUUUCUGAAUGCUAUGUGCUGACUGUAAUGGCCUAUGAUCGCUAUGUGGCCAUCUGUAAUCCACUCUUGUACAAUAUUAUCAUGUCUCCUAAAUUAUGUUUGAACCUCAUACUUGGCUCAUAUAUCAUGGCAUUUUCUAGUGCCAUGGCUCAUACAGGAUGUAUGCUGAGACUGACCUUCUGUGGUGCAAACACCAUCAAUCACUACUUCUGUGAUAUCCCCCCUUUGCUUCAGCUCUCCUGCACCAGCACCUAUGUCAAUGAGCUGGAGGUUUUUGUUGUUAUAGGCAUCAACAUCAUUGUACCCACCAUCACCAUCUUUAUCUCUUAUGGUUUCAUCCUCUCAAGCAUCUUUCAUAUCAGCUCCAAGGAGGGCAGGUCCAAGGCCUUUAGCACUUGCAGUUCCCACAUAAUUGCAGUUUCUCUGUUUUUUGGAUCAGGUGCAUUUAUGUAUCUCAAACCAUCUUCUGCUGAGUCAAUGAAUGAUAGUAAAAUUUCCUCUGUCUUUUAUACCAAUACAGUUCCUCUGCUGAAUCCCUUAAUCUAUAGUUUGAGGAACAAAGAUGUUAAAGUUGCCUUGGUAAAGACUCUGAGUAAGAGAAAGUGCUGA